This is a messenger RNA of Funneliformis geosporum, 477 nucleotides long. The record is from the annotation of a GenBank genome assembly. NCBI's taxonomy places the organism in Eukaryota, Fungi, Glomeromycota, Glomeromycetes, Glomerales, Glomeraceae.
AUGAAUACUAACCUAUGGAAAAUCACGGUUACAAAACUAAAUAUACCACAGUAUUUAAAUAUGGAUAAUUUUCUUCCAGGACAAAUUUUCACAACUUCUGCCAGUUUGGUAGAUAGUGUUGAUCGUAAGUUACUAGUGGUUCUUCGUGAUGGCCGCAAACUUAUUGGAGUAUUAAGGUCUUUUGAUCAAUUUGCAAAUCUAGUUUUACAAGAUACGAUAGAGCGUAUAUAUGUUGGUGACGCGUAUGGAGAUAUUCCUCGAGGAAUUUUUAUAAUUAGAGGUGAAAACGUGGUUCUGUUAGGGGAAAUUGAUCUUGACAAGGAAGAUGAAUUACCACUUCGUCAAGUACCAGUUGAGGAAAUCUUAUUGGCACAGCGAGAGGAAAUGGAAGCAAGGCAAAAACGCGAAAAACUUAAAAACAAACUAUUACAUGAUCAAGGGUUUAGUGUGGACUUUACUGAAACUGAUUUAUAUUAA